Molecule: messenger RNA, 2347 nt
Organism: Crotalus tigris (Tiger rattlesnake)
Lineage: Eukaryota; Metazoa; Chordata; Lepidosauria; Squamata; Viperidae
Product: potassium voltage-gated channel subfamily A member 5-like
Exons: 1
Coding region: 222-1652 (476 amino acids)
Biological process (GO): protein homooligomerization; potassium ion transmembrane transport
Cellular component (GO): membrane; voltage-gated potassium channel complex
Molecular function (GO): protein binding; delayed rectifier potassium channel activity
Source: RefSeq, a predicted model, not a curated record
GCGGUGCGCGGCAUCUUCCGCGCGGGGUCCCCGGCCGGUGGCUGCGCUCGGGCGCCCCGGGCCAAGAGGGGCCGCUCCCGGCCGGCCUAGAGGGCGCCAAGGGCUGCGCAACGAGCCCGAGGCGAGCGCCAGGGAGGCUGUGCCAAGGCGGGCAGGUUGGCCAGGCGGGCGCUGCGGAGAGAGCCCCGGCCUCCCUCCCUCCUUCCCGGCUCGGCCUGGCCAUGGCAGCCGCCGAGGGGGCGAGCGCGGGGGAAGGGGAGCUGGCCGAGCGCGUCCUGCUGAACGUGUCGGGCCUGCGCUUCGAGACGCGCCUGGGCACCCUGGACCAGUUCCCGGAGACGCUGCUGGGCGACCCGGCCAAGCGGCUGCGCUACUUCGACCCUCUGCGCAACGAGUAUUUCUUCGACCGGCACCGGCCCAGCUUCGACGGCAUCCUGUAUUUCUACCAGUCGGGGGGCAAGCUCCGCCGCCCGGUCAACGUCUCCCUGGAGGUCUUCGCCGACGAGGUGCGCUUCUACCAGCUGGGCGAGGCGGCCCUGGAGCGGUUCCGGGAGGAGGAAGGCUUCCUGCGGGAGGAGGAGAAGCCACUGCCCACCCACGAGUUCCAGCGCCAGGUGUGGCUGAUCUUUGAGUGUCCCGAGAGCUCCGGUUCGGCUCGGGGCAUCGCCAUCGUCUCCGUGCUGGUCAUCCUCAUCUCCAUCGUCACCUUUUGCUUGGAGACCUUGCCGGAGUUCCAGGAAGAGCUGCGGGACCCCACGGGCCAAGCGCCCCGCCCGAGCAUCCUGGCCGACCCGUUCUUCGUCAUCGAGACCACUUGCGUCAUCUGGUUCACCUUUGAGCUCCUGGUGCGCUUCUUCGCCUGUCCCAGCAAGCCGGAGUUCUCCAAGAACAUCAUGAACAUCAUCGACGUGGUGGCCAUCAUCCCUUACUUCAUCACGCUGGGCACCGAGCUGGCCCACGAGCAGCAGAAGGGCGAGCAGCCGGGCAACAGCGGAGGCCAGCAGCAGGCCAUGUCCUUGGCCAUCCUGAGGGUCAUCCGCCUGGUCCGGGUCUUUAGGAUCUUCAAGCUGUCCAGGCACUCCAAAGGGCUGCAGAUCCUGGGGCAGACCUUGAAAGCCAGCAUGAGGGAGCUGGGCCUUCUCAUCUUCUUCCUCUUCAUCGGCGUCAUCCUCUUCUCCAGCGCCGUCUACUUCGCGGAGGCCGACGACCCGGAAUCCUACUUCUCCAGCAUCCCUGACGCCUUCUGGUGGGCGGUGGUCACCAUGACUACGGUGGGCUACGGGGAUAUGAGCCCCAUCACCGUGGGUGGGAAGAUCGUGGGCUCCUUGUGUGCCAUCGCUGGCGUGCUCACCAUCGCCCUGCCCGUCCCGGUUAUCGUGUCCAACUUCAACUACUUCUACCACCGGGAGACAGACCACGAGGAGCAAGCUUUUCUGCAAGAGGACUCUGCCAGCCUUCUUCGGGGCAGCUCGGGGGAAGAGGCGAAGAGGAAAGCCUCCUGCAAAUCUGUGGUGCAUUUGGAGCAUCUGGACGAGACCCACAACGGGACCAGGUCGGUGGAGAAAAGCAACAUGAAAGCCAACAGCACCAUCGAUCUGAAGAAGUCUCUCUACGCCCUUUGUAUGGAUUCCACCAGGGAAACCGAUCUGUAAGAAUAACAAUUCCAGGUGGCGAUUUAUAUCAGGGAACAAAGCACUGGGUUUUGUUUAUUUUAUUUUAUUUAAAAAAAAAAGUUUGGUCGCUUAUUUAAAAAACAGCUCUAAGUUAGUGGAUUCUUCUCUCUCUCUUUUUUUCUUCUUCUUUUCAACUAUGAAUUCCUUCUGAUGACUCAGCAUCGGGUUUAUGCUGAGCCAAGGAUUUCAAACAAAGAUUUAGUUGGCCUCCACUUCCCAUUAUCUGAGCGAUUUUGGGGUGGGAAAAAAGACCUGGCUUGUAGAUAAUUUAUUUUUCCUAAACUCAAAAAAACCAGGGGGGAGUUUUUGUAGAGUUCGUUCGUAGCACACACACCCCCCAGCCUCAAAUCCCCUCGCUCCUGUAAUCUUUUCUUCUGAGGCCAUUUUUCUCCCGUGGGUAGUAAAUGAAUUUUUAUAUAGGUACCAUCGUUUCCAGCUAAGAUAUUUCUAUUUUUUAAUAUGUCUGAUGAAAAAUAGCCAUGUUACUGUGAUAUACGAAACCAUGACCUCUAGGUAGACCUUUAGCCAAGGAAUAUAUUUCCUGUUUUAAAGUAAAAAAACAAACAAACCCUAACCCUUUCCUUUUAUGCGUGCAUUCUAGUAGCAAAAGCAUUGCAUUGUCUAAAGUUUUGUACGUUUGGUGAGAAUUAAAUUAUAUCAGUGGCAACCUUUUG